Messenger RNA from Pelobates cultripes (western spadefoot toad), 7324 nucleotides. NCBI's taxonomy places the organism in Eukaryota, Metazoa, Chordata, Amphibia, Anura, Pelobatidae. The record is from the annotation of a GenBank genome assembly.
AUGACGCUGUGCACCUGCGACAGGGUCGUGAAGGUCGACCAACUCACUGUUACUACAGCUUUGAGACAGUUAGCUGCAGAGACCGGAGAAGAGGGGAAAUAUCCCGGAAACCUUGAACGGCUAAAAACUCGAACCAGCAAACACUCUAAGGGCAGGUAAGGUAUCCAUGAGGAAAGGUAAGCAAAAUGGCGAUCUGCUGCAGCCAUAAGUCCAGGUAUGCAAAUCACUAGACCAACAAUGGUAAUGAGGAAAUCAUGCCACUCCCACAACUACAGGCCCAGCCUUCCAUAUAGGAUAUAAGUAUAUAUAAUUUACUUUUACACGGUUUUUAAACUCUAUUAAACUUUGUUUUAGGCAUCAGGGUCACUGCCUGUCAUUCCAGGCAGGCCCCCUGCAGGCACUGAUGUGGAGGGCUAUUCCGUCCAUGUGAUCGCAACGUCAUUGCGAUCACAUGGCCUGGGAGGGCCUGAUCAGCCGCAGGGGCACUGCCUGGGAUGCCAGGCAUUUCCCCAAUCGUGAUCGCUGGUGGGGGAUCGGCGGCGAGCAGGUAAGUGGGAAGGACGGCAGGAACUUACUAUGCCGCCCGUCUGCGUUUAGGACUGGGUCCCCAAGGACGGCAUAGUACACCCCCCAUCAUUAGGGGUUAAUCAAAGGCAUUUGAUUAGCAGCACCUGUCUGCUACUUAUUAUUAUGUUAUUAUUUAUAUAGCGCCAACAAGUUCUGCAGCGCUUUACAGUGGAUGGAUGAACAAACAUGUAGUUGUAACCAGACAAGUUGGACACACAGGAACAGAGGGGUUGAGGGCCUUGCUAGAGGGAGUGGUGUAAAGUGACACAAAAGGUAAGGACUAAUGACAGUUGCAAGAGAGGAAUCAGUCGGGAGCUAUUAACAGUUUAACUGAUACGCUUUUAUGAAGUGGGUUUCUAAUUACUUUUUGAAGUAUUGGAGACUGGGUAAGCAUCUAAUGGUGGAGGGAAGUGAGUUCCAGAGGAACGGUGCAGCCCACGAGAAGUCUUAAAGGUGAGCAUCAGAGGUGGGAGUGUGGAAUGGACCAGCACCUUAUUUGCAUCUAGUGUUAAGUAGGGUCGGAUGUGCGCAAUGUUUUUGAGAUGGAAGUGGCAGGAUUUGGCGAUCGACUGAACAUGAGGCAUGAAGGAGAGGUCGGAGUCAAAGAGGCAUGGUGGAGCUGAUGGUAGCACCGUUGACUUGGAAGGACACAGACACAGGAGUAGCAACACUUGAGGGAGGAAAGACCAAAAUUUCAGUUUUGGUCAACUUGAGUUUAAGGAAGUGGGCAAACAUCCAGUUAGAAAUAGCAGAGAGGCAGUCAGAGACACUAGUCAAGAGGGACGGGGAAUGAUCAGGAGAGGACUGAUAGAUAUGGGUGUCAUCCGCAUAGAAAUUAUAUUGGAAGCCAAAGGAGCUAAUGAGUUUACCACGGGAGGCACUAUAGAUAGAGAACAGUAGGGGACCAAGGACUGAACCUUGGGGGACACCAACAGAAAGGAGUUAGGGAGAAGAAGCAGAGCCAGAGAAAGAAACACUGAAAGAGCGCUGGGAGAGGUAGGAGAAUUCCAGUGGAAGCAGUAAGGGUGUACUUAGUGUUUCACACAUGGCUUCUCCAUUUUGGCUUUAUUUUUGUUAAAUAAAUCAUAACACGGUGUAAUAUGUCAUGUGUUAUUGUUCAUCUGAGGUUGUAUUUACCUAAUUGUAAGACCUGCUAAGGAACAGAUGAUUGUUAUUAUGUCCUGACAGGGCCAUCUUUAACACGGGGCAAACGAAGCAGCUGCCCCGGGCCCAGUUACUCCUGGGGGGCCCAAAGCAGCCCUCUAUCCACGACAAUUUAUUUUAUGAUCACCAAUCCUAAAAUAAAUUGUUGCAGACAGCAGGCACGCACACUGAGGGUGCAGCGGGGGUGGAGGGUCAAGUCCCCUUCCUUGAGCCAGCAGGGAUAACAAAAGAUCCAGUGAGCUUCUGGGGCUGCUGUACUCCCACGCGGUUCCGGGCAGCCAAUCAACAAGCGUUUGACUCGUGUGUCCUUAGAAGCCAUCACAGCCAUGCCUACUAAUGGCAUGGCUGUGAUUGGCCAGUGCAGCAUGUGACCCAGCCUCUAUAUAUAAGCUGGAGUCGCGUAGCACCACACGCGCUACGCGACUCCAGCUUAUAUAUAGAGGCUGGGUCACAGGGAGAGGAUGCUGCCGCUGUGAGGGACAGCUUAGGAAAGAAUUCUGCAAACUAGUACAUUAGUGGGGUGCACUUCAUAUCUGAGAGACAAAUAGAAGCAUCAAAUACUGCUGUCACAUUUCAGUUUUAAAACUUAAAAUUUUUUGGGAUGCUAAACUGCUAAAUAGUAUUUUAGUGGGGUGCACUUCAUAUCUGAGAGUCAAAUAGAAGCAUCAAAUAGUGCACUUACAGCACAGUUGUAAACAUUCUAAUUGUUUUGGUGCUAAACUGAUAUAUAGUACAUUUUGGGGCCUGCUCUUCAUAUCUGAGAGUCAAAUCAAAGCGUCUAAUAGUGCGCUUACAGCGCAGUUGUAAACAUUCUUAUUUUCUGGAUGCUAAUCUGCUAAAUAGUACAUUUUGGGGCCUGCUCUUCAUAUCUGAGAGUCAAAUCAAAGCAUCUAACAGUGCGCUUACAGUGCAGUUGUAAACAUCUAAUUUUCUGGGUGCUAAUCUGCCAAAUAGUACAUUUUGGGGCGUGCACUUCAUAUCUGAGAGUCAAAUAGAAGCGUCUAAUAGUGCGCUUACAGCGCAGUUGUAAACAUUCUAAUUGUUUUGCUGCUAAUCUGCUAAAUAGUACAUUUUGUGGCCUGCUCUUCAUAUCUGAGAGUCAAAUCGAAGAGUAACUUUGAUUCGAAUUUACUACAUUGGUCACUUGUAAUAUUGUUUCACACCUACAACACUUGUUACACAGAUCUAAGUGAUAGAAAACAGACUGAUAUUUUCUAAACUAGAAACUACCAGAUAACAAGCUGCUAUAUUUAAACCCAUUAUCAAUAGCUAAGAGGUACUUAAACAAUAUGUUAAUUCUAGGGCAAUACCCUCACAAGUCAAACUGAGAGGUAAGUUUAUAGGGAAAACUGUUGCCUGGAUACAAUUCUAAAAUAAUUUCCAUAUGUCCUUUGCAGACUUUACAUGCUGGAAAAACACAGGUGCCAACUGCUGUGGCUUUCUGCAGUGUGCAUACCGGCAAGGAGGGCAGGGUUGAGGAGUGGGUGGAAUAUGAUGUGGAGGAUGAUGAGGUCCUAAACCCAACAUGAAAUCAAGGUCAUGCGAGUGCAGUUUGGAGGAAGAGGCGCUGGUCGCACAGAGGCACUGGCACAGCAUAAGAGGGAGCAGGGUGCAAAAGCAGAGCGGCUGUCCCCUAGCAUUCGUCAGCAUGUAUUAUCUUUAGAAUUCCCACAGUUAUCCAAGUAACAGUUGAAGCGAUAAAAAGAACCAUAACAGAUUUAACAAGCAAUUCGCAGUUACGCAGUGCGGUGACCGGGACCCAGACACUGUCUGGGCGGCGGUCGGACGACCCGGACCCAGUAUACCUGAUCUAGAAGUUAGGAGUCACAGUGUGGAAUGGAUUAGCAGGGUCUGGUGCAGGGUAACCGCACGCCCCUUUGUGUUCAGCACUAGCGUUUUGCAGCCACAUACCAGGAACCUGAUGCAGCUUCAGUAAAAAGAGUACUGGAUACCAGGAGCCAUCACCAGACUGAUCCACAACUUGGAACAGGAUGUGACAUUCACUGUAGUGGCUGUGCGCCUUUCGGCGUUCUCACCUUGCUGCUACUCGCCUGUCUGCGCUGCGGCCUAAGUUUGGCCUUCCAGCUCACUGCCUCAUAUGCAAUGUGCCCACAAGGUGGAACUCCACCUUGCAUAUGCUGGAGAGACUGUUUGAGCAGCAGCAGGUGAUAGUGGAGUUUCAGCUGCAGCACGCACGGGUCAGUGGCUCUGCACCAGACUUCCCUCAAAUUGAUCAGAGUUAAAGGAUUUCAAGUGGACUCAUUACAAUUACAGGGCCUUUAAAGAGUUCUGUAUUGUUAUUUGUCGUCACUACCUUCCCGCAUCGGGAGUGGGUCAUUUGUGCGCCUGCUGCCUUCCUUGUAUGUGGUAGCCAUUUGUCAGGGUCCAUGUACGGAAUCGAACCCUGAUUCCCAGUUACCCGUAGUCCCCAUGAUAGUUGCAGUCAAUGGCAUCGAAAGUUGAUUUGGAUUGACAUACGAAUGCGUCAUCGCCUUCUCGUUGUGGAGCACAUUGAAAAAGUGCUCUAGCAUGACGAGCUGGGUGAUCUCCUCUGGGAACUUGGCUUGAUGGGAGUUGAGCCAGUUCUGGGUGGCCCUUGUGAUGCCACAGUGUAUACCCAGAUAUAUCAGAGCUACUGCAGAAAGUGCAGGCCUUCUGUGAGCGCUUUUGGCGUUCUCACCCUGCUGCUGCUCACCUGUCGGUGCUGCAGUGUAACUUCGGCCUUCCCGCUCACCACCUCAUGAGACUGUGCGAGCAGCAGCAGACGAUAGUGGAGUUUCAGAUGCAGCACACACGGGUCAGUCGCUCUGCGGAACAGUUUUCUCUUUUUUAUAUGUCCCAAUAUUUUGGGGGCUACCCCAAUUAAAAUAAAAAAUAAAUAUAUAUAUGUGUAUAUGUGUAGGUGGAAGCAGCGCUGGAGGAGGAAGAGGUAGCAAACACUGUUUAUAUAUAUAUAUAUAUAAACAGUGUUUGCUACCUCUUCCUCCUCCAGCGCUGCUUCCUUCACAAGCCUCUGCUAUUGUGUACAUAGUUUAUACUAAAUGACCGAUAGGUUGAGGAGGCGGUGACCGUGGCGGUGUAGGUGGAAGCAGCGCUGGAGGAGGAAGAGGUAGCAAACACUGUUUAUAUAUAUAUAUAGAUGGGGUACAUUGACGUUGUGGCAGGCUUAUGCAAUGUAUGAUCAUAUAAUGUAACUAAACCCCCAUUAUUUUUGCCUAGAUUAGGUGUUUUUAAAAAAACUAAUAAAAUCUUUCAACUUUGAAGUUGCUGUUUAGUGGAUAGGUGAGUGCGCUGGAUCUUGUGUUUUGUAUUAUUUGGCCCCCAGCAGCACCCCCAUUUAUGCAUGUUCAGGUGAGUGCAGCCAACCCCCCUUGUUUCAUAUGUAUAUAUUUGGGAGUCUAGCCAACUCCUUGGUUUUGCACCCCUCCCUGUCACAGGUGCCUCAUCCCAGGGCCCUAUUUAGCCUUGUACUGCAGAGAGCCCCAGAUGGAAUUUUUUCCUCAAGUGAGUGGUUAAUCUCAUAAGAGCAGACAUUAGGCUGUUAGUGUAGGACCUGCCAAAGAUGGGGUACAUUGACGUUGUGGCAGGCUUAUGCAAUGUAUGAUCAUAUAAUGUAACUAAACCCACAUUAUUUUUGCCUAGAUUAGGUGUUUUUAAAAAAACUAAUAAAAUCUUUCAACUUUGAAGUUGCUGUUUAGUGGAUAGGUGAGUGCGCUGGAUCUUGUGUUUUAUAUAUAUAUAUAUAUAUAUAUAUAUAUAUAUAUAAAGAGUGUUUGCUACCUCUUCCUCCUCCAGCGCUGCUUCCACCUACACCGCCACGGUCACCGCCUCCUCAACCUAUCGGUCAUUUAGUAUAAACUAUGUACACAAUAGCAGAGGCUUGUGAAGGCCUUUUCUCCAUGUAUCAGGAGUUGAGCUCAGUUUGAACAAUGAAAGAGAAUACCCUGCACUCCAACCCUCUCUCAAAUGGAUAAUUCUGGUGAUCCUCCUAACAGCCAUGCUUUAGAUUUUGAUUUAUGUUCUUCCAAAGCUAAAAUCAAAGAUUCCAUCUAGUGCUAUUUUAUGGCUCAGCUGUAUUUUUAAUUUUAAUUUUAUUUUAAGUGAUUUCCCUAUCCACAUUUAUUUGCAAGGCACUUGUCCUACUCUUACCCACAUUUUACUUCCUUUUGCAGCCCUCUAGCCCUUUCCAGGACUUUUUUAGAGGCAUUUUUGUGCCCAAAAGUUCAGGUCCCCAUUGACUUCAAUGGGGUUCAGGGUCAAGUUUGGGGUCAAGUUCGAUCACGAACCUGGAGUUUUUUUUCAAAGUUCGGCCUGACCCGAACAUCCAGGUGUCCGCUCAACUCUUUAAGUGACAAAAAAUGUUUUUAACCCUUUCAUCACUAUGGGAAAGGGGGCUUUAUAGUGAUACUACAGUGCUAGAUACAACUUUGUAUUCUAGCACUAUAGGUCCCGUUUUGUAUCAAUUUUAAUGUGCAGUGUACAUAAGGGUGUAUUGGAGAAAUAGUGUGAUUUUAAAUGUAAACACUUAAGAGCUACUAGAAGUGAUACAUAUUAAAGUGGUGUGUACUGAAUUUCUCAUUUUGCAAUAUUUGUGUGGUAUUUACAGGGAGUACACAUUGUGUUAAAAUGGCAUAUAAUAUAUUUUGCAUAUAUUCAAUUUUUUUUAUAUUAAUAAGUGUGACACUAAAAAAUACACUUGUCAUAUAAAUAGAAAUAUUAUUUAAGGCACCUAAUGUUUUUUGUUUUUUUUAAUGCACCAUCUAUAUGUUAUUUUAUUUUUGAAGGGAGACACUUAUAUAGUAUAGUGGGAUACACUAAGUUGGUAGUUUGUAAGAGCUUGAGAAAUUGAAACUUCUUUUGUCUUUUUUUUUAAUAAAUAGAAAAAUGUUGCCAAUUAUUCUAUUCAAGCUAUAUUUUGCAAGAUGUUUCAGUUCUCUGCAAUUUUGAAUAAAAACAUUAGGACUGUAUCAUAUAACAUGUAUAGGCAGUGGCGGAUCUAACACGCUUGCAGCUGCGACUUGGCCCAUCUCUCCAGGGGGCCCAGCCACCCUGUGGACCCUUGUGACCGAAUUGCCCACCAGCUAUGUAAUGCGGCCCCAGCUCGGGUGGUAUAACCGCCAGGGCAGCGCGUUCAGGGGCCCACCCGAUGCUACAUAUGGGGUGGGGGCCGAGGGCAAUUUUCGCACCAGGGUCAUGUGGUUUCUAGUUAUGCCUCUGUGUAUAGGUAUAUAAAUACAUGAGGAUUUAUUCACUAUAUUGUAGUGAACAGAAAUCUGAAUUUAAAAAUGCUGUCAAAAAUGGCUAAUUUGGAAAAAUUCUUAAACUCAACCAUAGUCACAGCUUGUCUAGUGUGUGAACCUCUUAGAUUGUAGGAAUUGAAGGCAAAACCUUUAUGAAGUACAGCCAUAAAUCGUUUUUUUUUUUUUUUUCUCAUUUAUUAAACUAUCUUCCACCAAUCAAGAAAAUAUUUAUUCACAGGCAAACAUACGCUGACAUCUACGAAGUAAUCAUGAUCCCACUCUACCAGUAUGGGAGCAAUUCACAUGAGCUUUGUGCUCUAUACGUGUUUAUUGUAAAUGCAUCUGCUACAAAA